This is a messenger RNA of Enterobius vermicularis (human pinworm), 2322 nucleotides long. The record is from the annotation of a GenBank genome assembly. Lineage: Eukaryota; Metazoa; Nematoda; Chromadorea; Rhabditida; Oxyuridae.
AUGGCAGAAGCGCACAGCGUGGCAGCUUUGUCUUUUACUUUGACGCACGAUGGGGUCUCAGUUUCUUAUGAUCAGGAACUACUCCGCGACAUCUGGCAUGCGUUUUCUAGAGCCUAUAAACGUCGAGUAGCACGCUUCAAGAAUAAUUUUUAUACUGGUAUUUUUCCUGCGAACACUUACACGUUUUUAACGGUAAUUAUUUCGCUAACCUUUCUUUCUGUGUUUCAUCGUGAUCUCUCUCUCGGUAUCGUUCCCUUCGUACGUCACUACAUCUUUGGUGAUGGAGUGGUGUCCAAUAUUUUGUCGCUUUUUACUUGCGGAACGUUGAUUUGGUUUGUUGCAAUUCAAACACUUCGACUUUCGUUGAAAAUACUGCUGAGUUACAAAGGGUGGAUGUAUGAAAGCCCUCAUGCAAAAAGUAUAUCAGCUGCUUCGAAGCUUUGGCUUGGGGCAUUACAUAUGAUCUCAAAAUGUGGCCCCAUGUUACACUCUUUCCAAGGAGCAUUGCCUCAUCUUCCUUUGCCGGGUCUUGAAGAUACGCUGCGAAAGCAUUUGGAAACAAUGCGCCCCAUCUGUAGCGAUGAAGAAUAUAGCGAAUUAGUGGUGUUAACUGACAAGUUUCGACUAGGUAUUGGUCGAAGACUUCAACGCUACUUAUUAAUUAAAAGGAUUUUGUCGGUCAACUACGUUACGGAUUGGUGGGAAGAAUUCGUUUAUUUGAGACAGCGUUCUCCUAUAAUGAUUAACAGCAAUUAUUAUGGAUUUGAUGCUCUAAGAGCCCAGAGUAGCAUGCAGCAGUCGGCUCGUGCUGCAAACUUAGUUUGGAUUGCCUUCCAAUUUCGACGUAUGGUCGAACGGCAAGAAAUAACUCCGUUCUCUUUGUCUCCUCGUCAGAAGGUACCAUUUUGCACGAUACAGUAUGAAAGAAUAUUUAAUAGUUGUCGUGUCCCAGGUGAAGAAACUGAUCGGUUUUGUCACUGGGAUGAUGCUAGACAUAUUGCUGUUUUAUACAAAGGAUGCUAUUUUCGUUUACCUGUCUACACCGGGAAGAGGUUGCUCUGCCCAGCAGAACUUCAGAAAGCUUUUGAAGCUAUCCUUAAUGGAGACUUUACCCCUGCUCCUGGUGAGGAAGAUUUGGCAGCAUUAACGGCUGGUGAUCGUACUCCGUGGGCGAUCGCUCGUAGAAAAUUUUUUUCUGCUGGAGUAAACAAAACUUCGUUACAGGCCAUUGAACGUUCUGCUUUUAUAACUAUCCUGGAUAAUGAAGAAGUGUCGUAUGAUCCGGAUGACCCCUCGAAACUGAACCAUUGGGCUUGCAGUUUGCUUCAUGGGAAUGGCAAUGAUCGGUGGUUUGAUAAAUCUCUCAGUCUAAUAGUGUACAAAAACGGUCGUUUUGGAGCUAAUGCGGAGCAUUCUUGGGGAGAUGCUGCAAUUACUGCCCAUCUUCUUGAAUAUUUGAUUGUCUCGGAUUUCUGCAAGCAGGGCUAUGAUAAAGAUGGAAAUGCAAUCGGAGAAGUGUCUUUUGUACCGAAACCGGAAAGAUUGAAAUGGAGCAUUGAUAGAGAACUUCAGGGUGUAAUUCAAAAUAGUUUGGUCACCGCAAAGAACUUAAUUGAUGACGUUGAAAUGUCAAUACUGGUAUGGACAGAAUUUGGCAAGGGCCAAAUAAAAAGAAUGAAAUUAUCUCCAGAUAUGGCAUUUUUGUCGUAUAUUCUUCCUCAAAUUUUCUUCUCGCUUAGAUUGAAAAAUCAGAAUCAUUUUGCCCUCACAUAUGAGGCAGCGACGACUCGUUUGUACCGAGAAGGUAGAACAGAAACUGUGAGGUCUUGUACGAAGGAGAGCUGUGACUUUGUUCAUGCUAUGUUGGACCCUACUCAGACAACUGAGGAACGAUUAAGGUUGCUUCGUGUUGCUUGCAAUCGUCAUCAGGAACUUUAUAGAGAAGCGAUGUGUGGGAAAGGGGUAGACCGACAUCUUUUUGCCUUGUACAUUGUUAAGCGGUACCUGGAAGAGGAGUCACAGUUUUUGGAUAAGAUCUUCCCACCGACUUUUAUGCUGUCCACCAGUCAAACGCCGCUUAACCAAUGUUAUGAGGAGACAGUUUCAUUAUCUGAUGCUCAAAAGUUUGAAUUGGUAAGUGCAGGUGGCGGGUUCGGUCCAGUAGCAGAUCGUGGGUAUGGAGUUUCGUACAUACUGGCAGGAGAGGAGCAGAUUUCGUUCCAUGUUUCUUCAAAGAGGUCUGCUAGCAAUACGAGCUCGAAGGGAUUCUGCAGUGACAUUAAGAGAAGCCUUUGUGAUAUGCGCAACCUUUUUAUUCAAUGA